Molecule: messenger RNA, 4669 nt
Organism: Rhea pennata
Lineage: Eukaryota; Metazoa; Chordata; Aves; Rheiformes; Rheidae
Gene: GOPC
Product: golgi associated PDZ and coiled-coil motif containing
Exons: 9
Coding region: 22-1407 (461 amino acids)
Biological process (GO): negative regulation of protein localization to cell surface
Cellular component (GO): membrane; trans-Golgi network transport vesicle; Golgi apparatus
Molecular function (GO): transmembrane transporter binding
Source: RefSeq, a predicted model, not a curated record
CGGGCGGGGGGCGGCAGCAGCAUGUCGGCCGCGGGGGGCGGCUCCUGCGGGCCGGGCGCCGGGGCCUGCGGCGGGGGCGCCGCCGGCGCUGCCUCGCCGCCCGGCGGCGGCGUCUCCAUGUUCCGCUGGCUGGAGGUGCUGGAGAAGGAGUUCGACAAGGCCUUCGUGGAUGUGGACCUGCUGCUGGGCGAGAUCGACCCCGACCAGGCCGACAUCACGUACGAGGGGCGGCAGAAGAUGACCAGCCUCAGCUCCUGCUUCGCCCAGCUCUGUCACAAGGCGCAGACCGUGUCCCAGAUCAACCACAAGCUGGAGGCACAGUUAGUUGAUCUGAAGUCUGAAUUGACGGAAACUCAAGCAGAGAAAGCAGUACUGGAAAAGGAAGUGCACGAUCAGCUUUUGCAACUCCAUGCUGUUCAACUUCAGCUACAUGCCAAAACUGGCCAGAGUGUUGAUUCUGGGGCUAUUAAGGCAAAAUUGUCUGUCCUUUCUGUGGAAGAACUGGAGAGAGAGCUUGAAGCUAACAAGAAAGAGAAAGUGAAAGAAGCUCAACUGGAAGCUGAGGUGAAGUUGCUGAGAAAAGAAAAUGAAGCACUUCGUCGACACAUAGCUGUGCUUCAGGCAGAGGUUUACGGAGCAAGAUUGGCAGCCAAGUACUUAGAUAAGGAACUAGCUGGAAGGGUCCAGCAGAUUCAGUUACUGGGCCGCGAUAUGAAGGGACCUGCUCAUGACAAGCUCUGGAAUCAACUUGAGGCAGAAAUACACCUUCACCGUCACAAAACUGUUAUCAGAGCCUGCCGGGGUCGAAAUGAUCUAAAACGACCAAUGCAAGCGCCACCAGGACAUGAUCCAGAUGCUUUAAAGAAGAGUCAAGGUGUUGGACCAAUCAGAAAAGUUCUGCUUGUUAAAGAAGACCAUGAAGGACUAGGAAUUUCAAUCACAGGUGGAAAGGAGCAUGGUGUACCUAUACUGAUCUCUGAAAUCCAUUCUGGACAACCUGCUGAUCGAUGUGGAGGACUGCAUGUUGGUGAUGCCAUUCUGGCAGUAAAUGGAGUUAAUCUAAGGGAUGCCAAACACAAAGAAGCUGUAACUAUUCUUUCCCAACAAAGAGGCGAAAUUGAGUUUGAAGUAGUAUAUGUUGCUCCAGAAGUAGAUUCAGAUGAUGAAAAUGUAGAAUAUGAGGAUGAGAGUGGACACCGUUAUCGUUUGUAUCUUGAUGAAUUAGAAGAAGGUGCAAAUUCAAGUUCUAAUCGGAAAGAAGGAAAUGUGGAUGUCAAGCCAUCACAAGUGUUUGAUAAGAAACCAAGUAUUGAUGGACAUGAAAAUGGAGACCUGGGGAAUUCAGUUGAAGCUGCAUUAGAAGACACUGCACCCAAAUUAGCCCGUUCUGCUGAGUCUUUAUCGUAAAAAAAUAAAUAAUUUUUUUUAAAAAAAAAUAAAUCAACUGGACAGAUCCCACUUUGGGGAACAACUGAUAAUCAUUAUUGACUGCUCCAAGUUGCAUAUACUAGUGUAGGUUGUAAAAGGAUGAUUAGAAGUCAAAGGGAACGGUAUUAUUGUUGCCUGGAAAAAAGGCGAUUACCUCAGGACUUCAUUGUGAGCAAUUCUAAAUGUGGAAAACACUUUUGUGUGACACACAAUAGUUACCUGGCACAUGGCAUGUGAAACGAGUUUUCUUUUAAUAAUAAGCACCAAAGCAUGGAAUUCCUAAAAUGGAUAAUCUUAAUAUGUUCAGCUUUGAAUUUUGCUAAUGUCCCAAGGGAAGUAGUAUAAAGCGUGAUGAUCUUCAUUUUGUCCCUUUGAUGCUUUAAAGGGACAGCUGAUGUUUGAUUUGGUGUGAAAAAAGUUUUAUCUCGGGGGAUGGGGUGGAGAAUAAAUUGUACUGUUACAUCCCUGAGUUUUCUGCUUGGGAUUUUUUAACUGCAACUUUAAAAAAUGACAACAUUUUUCUCCAAAUAGCAAAUAACAGAACUUUUGUUUGAGAAAAGGCCAAAAAAAAUUGAGCAACUGAGUACUUGUUAAUCUUGAUCUUUCAGCCCAUGAUCAUUUUGUGAUUGAGACUUUUGGCAUUAUUGUUUUAAUCAAUUCACUGCCAAUUGGUGCUGUAUUUGAAACUUACUCCAGAAAUAUUUAAACAGAAUACUAUGGAGUUUUAAAAGCAAAAUUAGUUUUAAAAAAUAUUCAUAAUUAUGUGUGCCCUUUGGUAUUUUUUUUUCUUGAGCAUCUUCAGUUUAACAUCCAUUCUUGAAUGGAUAUGGUCACUACUAGUGUGUAAUGGUUUUAUACAUUUUGAAUUGGUCGUCAUUGGCUUGACCUUAUGAAAUGCUGAGCGCUUUUGCUGGGUACUGAACAAACUCAUUUCGCAUUAAAUUAAUUUUGAAGACAUGAGUUGAGUGCGCAGUACUUUAUAGGAGCUACUCAGAAUCAUACAGUGUCUGGCCUUAUCUGUGUUACAAUAUGAUAGUCCUGUUAACCUAUAAUUGUCUUAUUGUUGAAACAAAAUGUCUUAUUGUUGAAACAGGAUGUUUUUUUAAAAAGCAAUGUAUCUUAAAAUAGCUUUUAAUUGGUGUUCAUCUAAAGGUCCAAGGCAUGGUUGCAAUAUCAAGGAUGAUUUCUUGGCCAUUUCUUAUAUUAUAUUUGUAGAUCUUCUUGUGAAGUGCAGUACUAUCCAUAUGCAAACUACAUAUUGUAAUACCGUUUAUUAUUUCAGUAUGCAAUGCCUACUUUCCUGUUCACUGCUCUGCAGGCUAUUGAACGGUAAUGUGAAAAGAUGAGAUUUUGUACUUUGAGAGUGGAAUUAAUGUGAAAUGGAAGCUUUGCAAGUGUUACUGUAUAAGAUGUACAUACAUAAGAAAAAACUCAAAGGCCUUUAGAGUAAUACCAAUUAAUCUAAUGUUCAAAAUUGUGAUGUAGAACACAGUUACAGUUACUUGUUUCUCCUAGGAGCACUAUAUAUAUAUGUUUAUAGAAAAAAAUCUUUAAAAUGUAUAUACUUUAUUCAAAGAUUUUGCUAUUUAUAAAUCCCUUAACUUUGCUAUUUACGUGAUUGUGUGUGUGUACAUACAUGAGUUCCAUUCACUCAAUGGAAUUACGUUAUUUGUUUCACUUUUUUGUAAUAGUCCUUGUCAUACGGCAUACAUUUUUAAGAUCUAAUUUUAAGUCUAAUUUCCAUUUGGUGAUAACAUUUUAAACUAGUGUUUAAAAACAGAUCUGUGUGAAGAAGAAACAGAUCCCCAGGCAUGUUUCUUUUUCUGAAACUUAAUGAAUUUUUAGAACACUUGGGCUAUGUAUUAGUAGAUAAAUCUACUGCCAUAGUUUUGCAUCUAGAUUUCUGUUUUUCUUACAGCUGCUCAAGUAAGGUGCUCUCUGAAGCUGGCUGUUGCACAGGACACUCUAUAUUCUGUCUGUCAGAGAAGAUGGUUCAAAGCCAAGUUAGGGAUUUUGUCGUCUUUGAAAAACAUUGCUAUGCGAAACCCUGCUGCAGUUGUAAGAAACAAAGGCAUGUCUAACUAGUCCAGUAAUCUUUAAAAAUAAUAAAUUUGCCUGUAUAUUUUCCCUGUAUCUGAGAGAAGGAAUGGAUUUUAAAUUUAUUAAUUCUUCCAUACUUCUUGACACACCUCGUCAUUUUUGACCAGCUUCAACCAGAAGGGGGAGAAUGUUACUGGAGUUAUUUUCCUGACAUUCCGUGUCCACCAGUUUCUCGUGAUGCUAUGCUCUUUCAGCAUUCUCUGGAAGCUGCUGGACUCUUUCUCUGCUGUUACCUAUUUUUAACCAGUGUAUGAGAUCAAUAGAAGGAAUAUUUGCUGAGAAGAAUGACCAGAAGAAUAAACAAAUCAGGUGGCAGCAAAUUAUCGUCAUAUUUCUUCCUCACAGUUUUUAUAUCUUUGUUUAGGAAGCCUUGAAUGGGAGGAUUUUGCUCAGACACUACAGUAUGGUUAUACUCCACACUUAUUACCAGCUGAUUUUAACAUAGUGAUUUAUUGCAGUCAUACAGAGAUAGUUGGAGAUCAAUAUCUAAGCUGAGAAGUUUUGCAAGUUAAGAUUUCCAAGUUCAGUAGAGAAAUACAUACUUUUUCCUCUUUUGUCAGUAACUGGAAGAUGCAGACCUGCUGAUUCCCAGUUGAUGAAUGAAUUUGACUUGGGAGAAUUUCCAAGUCAAGUCAAUAUUCAGACUUCAUUUUUAUUUUUUGAAGUGUAAAAUAGUUUACUUGUGUGUAUAUAUAUAUUUUUACUUCAAAAAUAAAAUUCUAAAGAGAGAUGUAUGAUUCUUUUACUUGUUGAAAAGAAAUUUUCUGUGGACAAUUGUAUGUUAACAUAAAGGUGGAGAGUAUUUGUUGGUGUCUGGGCACAAUGUUUACUAAGAGCAUGUAAGUUAAGUGCUUAAUGGCAAUAAGUUUAAUGCUGAUCAAAUACUGUAUGUAGUAUUUCGUUGAUAGAAGUGUAUUUAUGGCAGUGGAGAAGAUUUGUAUCUAUCUCAAUGCGCAUUAAUCCACAGUUAAGUCAAAUAACAUUCAGAUGUUAUUUAUUGUAGCUGUUCAGACAUCCUUACAUUCUUGAUUUCGCUCACGCCUGCAGAUGUAAUAUUUCAACAAAUGUAUUAUAUCUAGUUAAGUUGGAUUUAGUAUUUUUAUUAGUCUGUAAAUAAAGAUACUCUUCUGCAUUGCGGUGA